Drosophila bipectinata is the source of this 3404-nucleotide messenger RNA. It is a transcript of the gene dysf, whose product is annotated as neuronal PAS domain protein dysfusion. Gene Ontology annotation, molecular function: DNA-binding transcription factor activity, RNA polymerase II-specific; RNA polymerase II transcription regulatory region sequence-specific DNA binding; protein dimerization activity. Lineage: Eukaryota; Metazoa; Arthropoda; Insecta; Diptera; Drosophilidae. The record is from RefSeq and is a predicted model, not a curated record. Gene Ontology annotation, biological process: regulation of transcription by RNA polymerase II.
CGCUUCUGUGUCGCUCCGGUGAUCCGCACAGAAAGGUGCACGCGCGCAUUCAACACGGUUGUGUGGAACCGAUUCGAGGUUCUUGUGUGCUUUUUUAUCGACGAUCCGAAACGGAUUUUCUUAAGCCAGUAGGCAAAGCCAGUAAAGCAGCGUACUGAGUAUCCCAGUACCAAGUGCCAAGUUCCAAAGCCGUCGGUAUAUUGAUUCGCGGGAUCGGUUCGCAAUCGUUGUGUCGGAAAGUCGGAGGUCGAUCCGAGAUCGAUGGUACUUGGCUAACACGUAAUGCUGUGCGUCAUUUGGCCAAUUUGAUUUGCAAAUCCCAGCUGAGUUUUUCUCGAAAAGAAACCCAUAAAUCUUGAUUUAAUCAAAGUGUUGAAUAUGCAAUGAUUCUCUGAAUUCGAAUGUAAAAGCAAAUGAAAAGAAUAGAAUAGAAAAUAAGCAAAUCAAAUAUUGUGCAAUAGAAACCCCAUAUUGGAUCUAAUAAUAUUAGUAAAUAUUUCGUAUAAAGCAGUAAUAAUAAGUAAAUAAAAAGUUAUUCAUCAAGUGUCAAACAUUGUGGAUGAUCAAAGUAAAUUAUGAAAUAAUUAUUUAUGCCAAAUGCUAUUGGAGCUAGCUCUAAAACCAAAUGGAUAUCGCAAAUUGAAUCUUUUGAGCCGAAAGAAUUGAGUUUAAAUAUUUGCGAACGUGACGAGCACCACGAAAUGUAUGCGGAUAAUAAACGUGGCCUAGACAAGGUGACGGCAGCUACCCCGCCCACCCACGCCCUGCAGCAGCAGCAGCAACAGCACUCCCACCAACAACAGCAGCAUUUGCACCAUCAUGUCCUGCAACUGCAGCAGCAGCAACAGCAACAGCAGCAACACCUUCAGCAACAGCAUCAUUUGCAACAUCAAAUGCACACGCAUCAUAACUUCCCGCAACAUGAAGGACCAGCAACCCUGUCACAGCAGCAACACAUGCAGCAGCAACAGCAGCAGCAAUCGCAGCAGACGACGCAGCAGCAACAGCAACAACAGCAACAGACAGCCGGCAUGUUUACAAGGUUCGAUGCAAACAAAUCGACGAAGGGCGCCUCGAAGAUGCGACGCGAUCUUAUAAACGCCGAGAUAGCCAAUCUGCGGGAUCUGCUGCCACUGCCCCAGUCCACGCGGCAGCGCCUCUCGCAGCUGCAGCUGAUGGCUCUGGUCUGUGUGUAUGUGCGGAAAGCCAACUAUUUUCAACAAGUUUUCAAACGCCACAAUGCGAUGCAUCAUCUCCACCACCAGACAGCAACACCAAAUAUUGGCUUCUCAAAGGCACUCUCCGGCUUCUUGAUGAUGCUCACACAAAAUGGCAAAUUGCUCUAUAUAUCGGAUAAUGCCGCCGAAUACCUGGGCCAUUCCAUGGAGGAUCUGCUGAUACAUGGGGACUCCGUUUACGAUAUCAUUGACAAACAGGAUCACGCAACCAUCCAGGCGGAACUGAAUCGGAACGUGCCGCCGCAACCAGGUGGCUCCAGUCAGCCGAACAGCGGUGGUGCUGGUGGCGACUCAGCGUCCAGCAAUGGUAGCGCCACCGGCGUUGGCAGUGGUGGUGGUGUCGGCGGUGGUGCUGGAGGCACCUCCAGUCUCGAAGGCGAGCAUCGCAUGUUCCUCUGUCGCAUGAAUGUCAGCCGCAAUGCGCGACGGCAAAUGCGUUUCGGCGAUCAGAAGGUUGUCCUCGUCCAGGGUCACUAUUUGUCAUUUCUGCCGCUCUGCAGCCGGAACGAGCCCGUCUUCCUGGCCACCUGCACUCCCAUCGCCAUGCCUGAGACCCGGGAGUGUGUGGUGCAAGGUGCCACCAAUGUCUUCACCACGAUUCACUCGAUGGACAUGAAAAUAGCCCACAUCGACAAGAAUGGAGAGUUUCAUUUGGGUUAUGACAAGGCCACGUUGCAAGGCACCUCCUGGUACAAUCUUAUCCACAGUGAAAACCUGAGAGAGGCGCAGAACAAGCAUAGAUUAAUCACCCAAUCGGAACAAGAUCGCAGCUGUAUCCUGUUAGUGCGAAUGCAACGCUCCAGUGGAGAGUACACGUGGGUCCACGUGGUGCUCCAGGUCCGGGAUAGCCCCGAUUCCACUCAGCAACCGGUUAUUGUUUGUACCAAUCAAGUACUCAAUGAUCGCGAGGCUUCCAUCAUGCUGGCCAAUUCCUGGCUGUAUCACUACUAUACCGUCCAGUCGAAAAUCCAGUUCGGCAUGCCCCUCGACAGCGGCAUCCGUGUGCCCCCAGGCACCCCCUCCAGCGGUUACUACAGCCCCCAUGCGGCGCAUCCACCCGUAACGCCCGGUGGCGCCACGCCAGGCCUGGGUAUUGCCAAUGCCUUUGGCAGCCACCACCACUCCCACCAUCCGCACCACCACCAUCACUCACACCAUCAUCCGGCGGCCGCCUACCACCACCACCACCCGCACAUGGGCACCUACGGAGGCGUCUACCACGCAGACUCUGCCAUUGAGCUCAAGGAGGACCAGCCGCUGUUCAGCUUCCAGGAGCCCGUGGACUACAGCCAGGUAACUCCUCCGAUCGCGGCGAGCACCCCCCAUCCCCCGCCCUCCAGUCAGAGCCAAAAGUCCUCGCAGUCGACGACGCCUCCGCCCAAAAAGAGAGCCAGGAAAGUGGAGCCGCUCUACCUGCACGCAGCGGAGCGUUCUCCGGUAGCGGCGAUCACGCCGGAGCCGGACUGCUACGCCCUGCACUCGCAUCCUGCUGCUGCGGCAGCUGCCUAUGCCUCGUCCAGUGGCGACGCCUCGGUCAUAUAUGCCACCAUAGUACCCACUAGGCCGAGGCUGCCCAACAAAACGCUUCCGCCCGAUCCGGCGGACUUUAUAGAGCAAUGGAAUCCCAGUCCUCCGUGGUCGGAGUCCGCGCAAAAAGCCUCGCUGGACAGCUUCGGCUCCUCCCACGAGCUGAGUCCCUGCAUCACCACCACCCCUCCCACUCCCACCAGUGCCACGCCCCAUCAAAGCGGCGGCCAGUUGGGGGGACAGACGAUCGGGCCUGCUUUCAGUUUCGAGUGGAUGUCGGAUCCCCUGGUGCCGGUCAGCUACCAGCAGUGGCCGCCAACGGGGGAUCAUCACCAGCACCUGUCCCAGCACCUGAGCCAGAGUCAGAGCCACCAGAAUCCCCUGACGCAGCAGCAGCAUCCCCACCAGCAGCAACACCUCAUCCUCCAGCAGCAGCAGCAACAUCAGCAGCAGCAACAACACCAGCACUUAGCACUUCACCAUGGGCGUGCGGAGAACUCUGGAGUGGGCAGCAUGGAAGGCGGUGCGGUGGUGGUGGUGCCACCGAUACCCAUUUCGAUACCCAUACCGAUACCCAUACCUAUACCGCUGGCCACGGGCCACGGGGAUGCCAGCGAACCGGUUGAGGAUAGAGGUUAG